GUAUAAAUACCAAAAGGUUCUGCGUAUUCCUCAUUAGAGUUUCGGUUUUACUGCUGUGAACAAGCCAUUCAUCGGACAAUAUGAAACUCUUCCUGGUCGCUUUCGCCGUGAUCGCAGCAGUGGCUGCCGAUGUCAGCCACCUGCCCACCAACGAGUACCUGCCUCCCGUCCAGGAGCAGCAGAUCAUCGCCGCUCCACAAAACGAGUACCUGGCUCCCGUUGACGCUGCUCCUGAGACCACCUUUGGCGAUGAUGGCUACCGUUACAAGACCCAAAGGCGCGUGGUGCUCCGUCGUCACCGUCGUGAUGUGAACGAGCUGCCCUCCAACGAGUACCUGCCCCCCGUCGCUGCUCCACAAAACGAGUACCUGGCUCCCGCUGACGCUGCUCCUGAGACCAUCUUUGGCGAUGAUGGCUACCGUUACAAGACCCAGCGUCGCCGAGUCCUCCGUCGUCACCGUCGUGAUGUCAACGAGCUGCCCUCCAACGAGUACCUGCCCCCUGUCUCGGCUGCCGCUCCUUCCAACGAGUAUCUGCCGCCAGUCCAGAUUGCUGCCCCAGCUCCCGCUCCAGUUCAGAUCUCCGCUCCUGCCCAGCUGAAUGCUCCUGAGACCAUCUUGGCCGAUGAUGGCUACCGUUACAAGACCCAAAGGCGUGUGGUGCUCCGUCGUCACCGUCGUGAUGUGAGCCACUUGCCUACCAACGAGUACCUGCCGCCUGUCCAGGCUGCCGCUCCUUCCAACGAGUAUCUGCCACCAGUCCAGGUUGCUGCCCCAGCUCCCGCUCCAGUUCAGAUCGCCGCCCCUAUCCAGCUGGCCGCCCCCGCUCCCGUCGUGGUUGAGGCUGAGCCCGCCCAUGAGUUGGCCGAUGACGGUUACCGUUACAAGACUCAUCGUCGCGUUGUCUACCGCCGCCACCGCCGUGACGUCAACGAGCUGUCCAACGAGUACCUGCCCCCCGUCGCUGCUCCACAAAACGAGUACCUGGCUCCCGCUGAUGCUGCUCCUGAGACCAUCUUUGGCGAUGAUGGCUACCGUUACAAGACCCAAAGGCGCGUGGUGCUCCGUCGUCACCGUCGUGAUGUCAACGAGCUGCCCUCCAACGAGUACCUGCCCCCUGUCUCGGCUGCCGCUCCUUCCAACGAGUAUCUGCCGCCAGUCCAGAUUGCUGCCCCAGCUCCCGCUCCAGUUCAGAUCUCCGCUCCUGCCCAGCUGAAUGCUCCUGAGACCAUCUUGGCCGAUGAUGGCUACCGUUACAAGACCCAAAGGCGUGUGGUGCUCCGUCGUCACCGUCGUGAUGUGAGCCACUUGCCUACCAACGAGUACCUGCCACCUGUCCAGGCUGCCGCUCCUUCCAACGAGUAUCUGCCACCAGUCCAGGUUGCUGCCCCAGCUCCCGCUCCAGUUCAGAUCGCCGCUCCAGUGCAGAUCGCCGCCCCUGUCCAGCUGGCCGCCCCCGCUCCCGUCGUGGUUGAGGCUGAGCCCGCCCAUGAGUUGGCCGAUGACGGUUACCGUUACAAGACUCAUCGUCGCGUUGUCUACCGCCGCCACCGCCGUGACGUCAACGAGCUGUCCAACGAGUACCUGCCCCCAGUCGUUGCUUCUCAAAACGAGUACUCGGCUCCCAUUCAGGCUGGUCCCACCACCGAUUUCCUUGCCCCCGUUGGUAACACCGUCGAUGUGGCUCCCGCCCAUGUCCUGGGUAAUGAUGGAUACCGCUACAAGACCCACAAGCGCGUUGUGUUCCGCCGUCACUAAAUCAUCCGAUAAAGGCUUCACUAGGUGAUCGAUUUGUGCUUAUUUUGGAGUGCAGACCCUACUAUUAGAAUACCUCCUUUUCAUUCAAAUACAAUAAUACGAUAACGAAUCCAUA
This is a messenger RNA of Drosophila erecta, 1872 nucleotides long. RefSeq lists its product as uncharacterized. Gene Ontology annotation, cellular component: RNA polymerase II transcription regulator complex. NCBI's taxonomy places the organism in Eukaryota, Metazoa, Arthropoda, Insecta, Diptera, Drosophilidae. The transcript is spliced from 2 exons. Gene Ontology annotation, molecular function: transcription coactivator activity. The record is from RefSeq and is a predicted model, not a curated record. The coding region runs from base 81 to 1757 and encodes 558 amino acids. Gene Ontology annotation, biological process: positive regulation of transcription by RNA polymerase II.